Molecule: messenger RNA, 971 nt
Organism: Cannabis sativa
Lineage: Eukaryota; Viridiplantae; Streptophyta; Magnoliopsida; Rosales; Cannabaceae
Product: putative invertase inhibitor
Exons: 1
Coding region: 223-831 (202 amino acids)
Molecular function (GO): enzyme inhibitor activity
Source: RefSeq, a predicted model, not a curated record
AAGAAAAGAAAAAAUGUUAUAAAGUUGUUCGGCCUUUAACAAAACGCUUUAACUUUUACAACAUUUCCUAACAAACAGCCGAAUUGAGUGCAUAUCCAUCCAAACCAUAAACCACUUCUCAUAUUAAUUCUUCAAUUAAUGAACACCACAUACUUCUAAUCAUUAUUAGAAGUAAUUAAGACUUAACAAAGAAAAACCUUUUUUAUAUUUUCUUCAAAGAAUAUGGAGUAUUACGUUAACACUUUCUUCCUCCUCUCCUUACUAACCAUUCUUUUUCUCUCUCAUUCGCCACAAUCCGCCAUAGCAACAACCGAAGAAGGAAACAACAACAACAACAUCAACAACAAACAAAAAACUGGUCACCACAGAGGGGCCAAGCUUAUCUCGAAGGUUUGCCAGAAUGUUACCCAAAAAGCUUUCUGUAGUUCAAUGCUUCUAUCCGAUCCCAACACCCACAAUGCCAACCUACGAGGAUUAGGUCUUAUUGCUCUGAAACAAGCGGCCACUAACGCUUCUGAUAUUUCGGAGUUCAUUAAGACCAAGUUAAAUGAUCCCAAUGUCGAUCCUGAAGUUCAGGAUGGCGCCUCGGAUUGCCUCGAAUUCUACAUCGACGCGGCCGAGCAGCUCGAGGAUUCGGUGUCGGCGCAGAUAUCCAAAGCCUAUAAAGACGUUGAAACUUGGGUCAAUGUUGCCGUCAGUGACUCGAAAUCGUGUGACGUCGCACUUACUGGUUACGAUUCUGUGUUGGGAAACAAGAGUCAAGUGUUUCGUUGGCUUUGUGAAACUGCUUUGACCAUUAAUAAGAUGUUGGUCAAUAAAAAGAAACAUUGAGUUUAUGUCGUUUGUGCGAAUGAGUUGUCGUUUUUAUUUAAUAUAUAAUUAUAUAUAUUUUUUCAGCGAUCCCAUGUGUAUGACAUUUUAGCACCCAUAUGUUAAUAAGAGGCUAAUUUGUGUUUGGGUAGUUGAAUUUA